UCGCGUGCGGUGAGAUGAAGCGUGGGUGACUGUCACUUCUUCCGAGGCACCUGGCCAGCGUGGAGGCGCAGGCCAAAAGAACCCCCCGCUCGAGGGGCUGUCUCGAGCGCCCUCUAGUGGAGGGGCCUUCCGCCAGCAGCGGCGCGGGCGAGAAAUCGCGGGUGCUGCGCCCUCUGCCUCCUUGUUAACGCCACUGGGUCGGUGACCCACAGCGAUAGCGUUCGGGUCACCAGCCCAGCAGCGCCGGGAAGGUGUUAACACGAGUAAAUAUAUAAUACCCCCCCCACCUCCCACCGCCUCUCUCCAUACAACCCUUCCUCCAUUACGGCUCUGACUGCCCAGUCGUGGCUCGCAGACUCGUGACAACCUCUACUCCUCUCUUAAUUGCCGUGCGCGCGUUCAUUAGCGCCGCGAUCCGAGCCCGCCGGCGGUUGUUAUCAUCGUUGUUGUUGUUGUUUGCUGCUGCUGUUGUUGUUGUCCUACGCUCGUAUGCAUUUAUUUUUAUUCAGCCGAAAGCGUGGGAUUUUCGACCGCAGUGCCUUGUCCAAGUGCACUCCUGCUGCAAAGUAGCCUGCUACGACUGUUGAAGACGUCACGGCUGUAACGGGAGACGAUCUCCUCGUGCACCACUUGCAGAUCACGACCUGCCACUCACUAAUUUGGGCAUCUUUAAGAGGGAGAGAGAGAGAAAAACACAUCCAAGGCUUCGGUGGAAUUCCCGAAUUGUUUGAUUUCAUUGUUUGCGGUUCGAAAAUAUGUGCGUUUAAGCAGGGGGCGGUAUAAUCUGCGUGCCAGACUCGAGGCUGCGGGGGAAUCUCAUCUGGGCGCCAGAUGAGUCGGAAAACUGAGCCGACGGCGUGGACUGUGGGAGAAAAAACAACAACAUCAUCAUCUGAAACAUCUGCAGCAAGUGCUCGGAUUAUUAUCAUUUUGGUGCCGUUGAUUGGCAGCAGUUUUCCCAACACGCAACGAAACGCGAGGUUUUAUUGACAUUGGAGAACCCGACUCCUCCACGCAUCAAUUGCUACCGCUAGAACAAUUUUUGUGUUUACCCCCCCCCUCCCCCGCAAUAUUUGUUUUUAUUUGUGUCAACAUCGCAAGGCAAUUUUAGAACAUCAUGGAGCGGAGCGGCAGUCACGACUCCAAGCGGCCACAGUAAACACGGAGCGCUUGCCUCUGCAUUACUGCAGCAGUAGCAGCGGCAACAGCGCAGCUCCCUGCUGCACCUGCGCGUGGCGUGGAGGGAACUGCGCGUUAGGGCGUCGGAUGCGGCUGCUUCACCUGGCGACUGGAGUCCCUGCCGUGCCGGGUUCCUCGCUGCCUUCACGUCAAAGGGGCUCGACUCCCAGCCAUGGUGCAGCCGCGUUUCCUCGUGUUGUUUGGACGUCGCCGCGGAUCGAGCCCUGUUCACCCCGAGAUCAGCAAUGCCUCACUCGCCCAGACGAUCGAGAAAUGUGAAGUUGAGACGAAGCCCGAGAUGGCGUGGCCAGCAACAAAAAAGGCCACGGAGCGCUCGCUGCACGGGGAGAGGACGCUGCGCUUCAGCGAGGCCGUGCAGGUCACCGAGGUGCAGGACUACGACCGACGCUCCGACAAGCCCUGGACGCGGCUCACGGCAUCCGACAAGGCUGCCAUCCGUCGAGAGCUCAACACCUACAAGAGCUGCGAAAUGGAAGUUCACCACCACAGCCGCCACCUCACCAGGUUCCACCGGCUGUAGCUGGCACUCGCCCCCAAGUGACGUUUGGUGACUUCGGGUGUCGUGACGAUCCGGUGAGGAUGACGAUGGCACGACGGGGUUUCAACCGAGACCCGGCAACUAAGGAGAGCCGGUCGACCGGAGGACAGGCGUCGAAUCGGUGCCUUGCCACUCAAGUGUCGGAGGAUCUGGCGUCUGCCCAAGCGCGGUGCACUCUGCGGCAGAGUGAUGCAUGCUGGGAUUUCGAGGCUACUGUGAGGUUUAUAAGGAGACGCUUUGGCACGCUGAUGACUUUACAGUGGCCCCUUUAUUCUGGCACUAACCGAUAGCCACCAGCAUCUUUGACUCGAAGGCCGCCCGUUGUAAAUGGCUCUUAACAUGCGAGCCCCGCGAUUCUGAGAAUGAUCUGAAUGGUCAUUGGGAACGUGGCAGUAGCUGGUGGAUCAGUGGCCUGGGCCCCUCCGUGGCACGUAGGCCCCGGUGCAAGUAGCUGCACUGCUCGUGCACUCGAUAGCUACGCCACUUUGGUGAGCAGAACAGAUCUGGGCUCACUCGGCGAACGGCACGUUAUUGCCAAUUGAGAGACUCUGCAAUGUGGGUUUACAUAACGUAUGAAUGAGGCCAUACAAAUGGGGGAAUGGAAGCAUCGGGAUCGUUUGAAAAGCGAUUCUUUUGUUAUUUUGGAUGGGAGGAAAUGAGGGGUGGAGUGGGUACUGAGACGACGGUGCAGUGAGACACGUGGGUGAAAAUUUGGGGUUGAGGGCCGGUUACCGAAACCCGGCAUUGGAGCGGUCUCCACGAGUCUGGCGACCAUGGGGAGGAGAGAAGACCUCGGCGUAGAUGGUGGGAGACGGCCAGGGCAGGUCUUGGAGGUCGCUGCGCUGCGUGUCUCCCGCGCAGCAGCUGCGAGAAUCUGGCAGAGGGUGGAAGAGGUGUGGUGACAUCGGGUUCGUCUAUAGAUGGGGGAGUGGGGUACGGGGCCCAGGGCAAUUCACCUCGCAUGUACCUCCCCUCCCUCCACGCCUUCAAACUAAACCGGGAGUAUAACCAUCCGACGGCGUGAUGACGAAGUGCGGAACUCCCCAAAAGCGCGGGGCCCGGGACGGUCGCCGCGAUUCGCCGUAGCCCUCGGGGUGGCUCUGGGUGUCACCAACGCCUUUGGCCAUGGCGACGCGUUUAGUGUCGGCGGUAGACGGACGAGGCUGAAGACGGCUGCGUGACGAGAGGCGGUCACGGGCAGAGGAGGAGAGGGAAGCUCUGCGGGUCCUUUAGUUAAUGUCGGGUGGUUUGUUUGUAAUUUCAUUGCGUGAUUGUCGUAGGAGGCUGAUCAGAGACCAAAAUUGGAGCAAAGUUGUGUGUGUGUGUGUGUUUUGUAUUCGGUUAAAAUGCCAAACGGAGCACAAGGGGAGUAUUCAGAAUUUCCGCAGUACAGCUCGCCGGGUUUCCCCGUGAGGGCGCCGUGCCGACCCGCAGCACCUUUGGCUCGGCGCGUCGACUGUUCAUUGCCUUUCUACUCGAGGUGAAGAUGCCAAAUGAAUGAGUAACCGCAGUUUCACGCGUUGCUUUUUGUUGUCGUCUUUCAGCAAUUCAAUGUUUUAAAUAGAUCCGCGUGUGCGCGCGUGUUUUCUUACGACUGACUUUGUAAAGUUAUAAUAAUGGAUGUUUAUUUUUAUGAGUCCUGAGCAGAUCAUAAUUAUAAUUAUUAUUACGACGGUGCUGCUUUUACUAAAUGCGUAGGUUUUAUCGGUCGUGUUGUACGCCUAUCCGAUGCGUUGUCGGGUUCUACCGCCUGCUGCUUGGCACGCUGUCCAACGUUUCGCACCACGCGGAGCAAAACGUGCUGGGAGCUGCUAUUCAGUCCCUGAAGAAGCUCCCAGCACGUGCAGCGAAACGUCGGACACCGUGCCUAGCAGCACACAGAGACGCAUCGCGGUGCUAUGAUGAUGACGACGUAUUUAAUGAGGCGCUCUCUCUGAUGUCCAUGUCUGUCCGCCGCUAGCUUUUGUACCGAGACCGUGAUUUUGAAAACAGCUGACUACUGGAUUCGUAUUCACAUCUUACGGACAAGAGCGAUGAUGUGCAUCACGUGAUCCAAGGUUGUCCUGAGUAGUAGAGGAUUGUUUUGUAUCACGGUGUAUAACUGCAAUUUACUACAUUGUGAUUACAAUCGUCGGUAGGAGUAGCAUUCAGAAUAAAAGGCAAUCAGUUUAUCGCAUUAAGUUAGCAUUCGACGUAAAGUUUAACAACCAAGUUUGAUAUAUUGUAUCGGAAAUGAGUUAGAAAACAACAUUUUUAGAGAAAACUUUAAACCCAAUGUUCAGCAUUGUAACUCCCGCUGUCGACACUUGUCAUUGACUCAAGUGCCUUUUUGAGGAUUUCUAAAACGUGGCACGUGUGUGCCCGAUGGCUUAUAAACUUCGACGUCUCUUCUCGGCUCAA
This is a messenger RNA of Petromyzon marinus (sea lamprey), 4138 nucleotides long. Lineage: Eukaryota; Metazoa; Chordata; Hyperoartia; Petromyzontiformes; Petromyzontidae. The record is from RefSeq and is a predicted model, not a curated record.